Molecule: messenger RNA, 1901 nt
Organism: Colletotrichum destructivum
Lineage: Eukaryota; Fungi; Ascomycota; Sordariomycetes; Glomerellales; Glomerellaceae
Product: Putative amidase signature domain-containing protein
Exons: 3
Coding region: 140-1825 (561 amino acids)
Source: RefSeq, a predicted model, not a curated record
CAGUCUUUCACUCUCAUCUUGCAUCUUGCAUCAUCUCAUAUGACCCUCAUCUCACCUCGCUCGACCUUCUGGAUCGAUGAGCUCGGAAUAGCUUCACAAUCGAUCGUCAACUCUGCCAGCUUACACACCCUCUGCCAAGAUGGUCUACCCAUUGGACUAUCUCCAACACCGUCGUGACUGCCAAUUCAAGCAGUCUGAACGCGCGGACAGGAUCCGUCGCCUCACGGCGUACCAUGGCCCCUUCACGGCCCAAGACCGCCAGAUCCUGGACCGACCUAUCGAGGAGCUCGUCCAGGACGUCCACAAGACGAUACUGAAGCCUAUCGACAUCCUCAAGACGUACGGCAAGGUCGCUCUCAGGGCCCAUGAGCGCACCAACUGCCUCACCGAGGUUAUGAUAGCCGACGCCGAGACGUGGGUCGACGAUGGCUCCAUCGACAUGAAGGGCCCGCUUGCCGGCAUCCCCGUGAGCCUCAAGGACACCAUAGUCGUCGGCGGCUAUGACACCACCGUCGGCUUCAGCAGCUUCGUCGGUAACAAGACCCCCACCGACGGGCCUGUCGUGCGCCUCCUCAAGGACGCCGGCGCCGUGCCCUACGUCAAAACGAACCUGCCCAUCACCCUCCUCAGUUUCGAGUCCACCAACGACGUCUGGGGCCGCUGCACGAACCCGCACAACGCCCGCUACUCCCCCGGCGGCUCCACCGGCGGCGAGAGCGCCCUGCUCGCCAUGGGUGGCCGCAUCGGCAUCGGCAGCGACGUCGCCGGGAGCGUGAGAGCCCCCGCCCAUUUCUCCGGCUGCUACAGCCUGCGCUGCUCGACGGGCCGCUGGCCGAAGUUGGGCUUCUGCACGAGCAUGCCCGGCCAGGAGGGCGUGCCGUCCGUCUACAGCCCCAUGGCCCGCACCCUCGACGACCUGCGCUACUUCACCCGCGCUGUCGUCGGCAUGCGGCCGUGGGAGUACGACUAUAGCGUGCACCCGAUGCCGUGGAAGGCCGACGUCGAGGAGGACUGGCGGGCGAAGCCACGACUGCGCGUGGGCGUCAUGCGCACCGACGGCGUCGUCGACCCGAGCCCGGCGUGCCGACGCGCGCUGGAGAUGGUCGAGGACGCGCUGCGCCGCGAGGGCCACGAGAUCGUUGAGAUCGACCCGCCGUCGCCGUACGAGGGCCUUCAGAUCGCGUCACUGGCGCUCAACGCUGACGGGUGCCGGACGUUCGCCACCUUUUUCCGCGCGGGUGAAUGGAACGACCCGGGCGCCGCGCGGAUGAAGUCCCUGAUGGACCUCGCGGCCCCGCUGCGGUACCUGUACUACCUAUGGGUGAAAUACGUCCGGCGGGACGACAUUUGGGCUGGACUCGUGAGGGACUGGCGCCCGCAGAGUGCCUCCGAGAACUGGAAGCUGGUGGCGAGGAGGGAGGCCUACCGGGCGCGGUGGUUCAGCUGGUGGGACUCAGCCGGGGUGGAUUUCCUCAUCACGCCCCCGAACGCGACGCCCGCCGUGCCGCACGAUGGGAUGAGGGACGCUGUGAGCAGCUGCGGAUACACAUUUCUCUUCAAUCUGCUCGAUUACACCGCCGGCGUCAUCCCCGUGACGCACGUCGACAAGCAGCUGGACCAGCUUCCCGGCAACUUCAACAUCAGGAAGCUCAACGGCGUAGCCCAGGGUGCGUACAAGCUGUACGACGCGGGCGACAUGCACGGCCUGCCUGUCGGCGUUCAGGUCGUCGGCAGGAGGCUGGAGGAGGAGAAGGUGUUGUCCAUCAUGAAGAGGGUCGAGGACGCCCUGGGUGACGACAAGUACACGCUAUUGGAGAUUGACUAAGGAUCCGAUGCUCGGGCCGUGAAAGCUAUGUCUUGGUACCUAGUUUAGAUGGAUAUAAUCCAAGGAGUGACAUGAC